GUGGCGGUAAAGCGCGAAGACGUAGUUUGCCAACCACAACUACAACUCAAAGAAGAAGAACACUUCCGGUUGACUCUCCCGCAGCCACAGCCUCUUGAUGCUGCCCAGUGUUGUCCACUUGGCUCGGCCCGUCUCCAUCCGUCUCGCCUUUAUGCGGCCUCUGGCCCACUUCAGACCACACAUGGACCCAGACCCAAGCCGCCCUGUUGAGAGGGCUAUCAGGACCAAACUAACCAACGCACUAAAGCCGGAUCACUUAGAAGUUCUUAAUGAAAGCCACAUGCACGCUGUGCCCCCUGGUUCCGAAUCCCAUUUCCGUGUCCUGGUCGUGAGCUCCCAGUUUGAGGGUCUGCCGCUGAUUCAGCGUCACCGUAUGGUUAAUGAGACUUUGAAGGAUGAGUUGAGUUGCCGCAUUCAUGCACUGGCCAUUCAGGCUAAAACUCCUGCACAGUGGGGGAGUAACCCUACACUGGCGAAGAGCCCACCGUGCAUGGGAGGGUCGAAGGGAGAUCACACUGUGGACCAGAAACUCAAGACUGGACAAGAAUAAGUCGAGACUGGGUCAGGAUCCACAGAUGGCUUCUGGGAGGAUUUGUUUGGGUCACCCACAGUACCCCUCUAUGCCACACGAGGGAGCUGGUUCAUUUUCCACUGCAUACAACAAGUCCUUUUUGUAGCAGUAUAUUCUCUUAAAUGUAACAUAUUUAAUAUUUAACUGUCAAAUUAGUCUUUGUUGAUCGCUCUCUCCCAACAGGUGGAUUGCCAGCAAAUGUAGUAGUGACAUACUGUACAUUAUAAAGAUAUAUAUAUAUGUGU
Solea senegalensis (Senegalese sole) is the source of this 816-nucleotide messenger RNA. RefSeq names its product bolA family member 1 (gene bola1). The transcript is spliced from 2 exons. The coding region runs from base 98 to 550 and encodes 150 amino acids. Gene Ontology annotation, cellular component: mitochondrion. Lineage: Eukaryota; Metazoa; Chordata; Actinopteri; Pleuronectiformes; Soleidae. The record is from RefSeq and is a predicted model, not a curated record.